This is a messenger RNA of Athene cunicularia (burrowing owl), 2449 nucleotides long. RefSeq names its product TOR signaling pathway regulator (gene TIPRL). The record is from RefSeq and is a predicted model, not a curated record. The transcript has 7 exons. NCBI's taxonomy places the organism in Eukaryota, Metazoa, Chordata, Aves, Strigiformes, Strigidae. The coding region runs from base 153 to 974 and encodes 273 amino acids. Gene Ontology annotation, cellular component: cytosol. Gene Ontology annotation, biological process: TOR signaling.
GGCUCUGGCGGUGCCGCUGCUGCUGCCGUCAGGGGUGCAGGGGUUGCGGUGGGGAGGUGGUGCUGGGCCGGGCAGGCUCCGCCGGGCUCAGUCGCCCCUUCCGGCUCCUCUCACCUUCUCCGCCUCGGCGGGGCCUGCCUCUCGCCUCCGCCAUGCACCCCGUUUUCCAGAGCAGCCGGCGCGACUUCACCUUCGGGCCGUGGAAGCUGAGCGCCGCCCGGACCCACAUCAUGAAGUCGGCGCAGGCCGAGAGAUUGGCUGAUGAAUUACACAUGCCUUCCCUGCCAGAGAUGAUGUUUGGAGAUAAUAUCCUAAGAAUACAGCAUGAUCGUGGUUUUGGAAUUGAGUUCAAUGCAACAGAUGCUUUAAAAUGUGUCAAUAAUUGUCAAGGUAUGAUCAAAGUGGCUUGUGCAGAGGAGUGGCAAGAGAGCAGGAGUGAGACUGAGCACACUAAGGAAGUUGUCAAGCCAUAUGAUUGGACUUACACAACAGACUACAAAGGAACAUUGCUGGGAGAUGCUGCAACCUUAAAGGUUAUUCCUACAACAGAACACAUAAAUACAGAGAAAUUGAAAGCCAGAGAACAAAUUAUGUUUUUUGAAGAAGUGCUUCUGUUUGAAGAUGAACUUCAUGAUCAUGGAGUGUCAAGUUUGAGUGUAAAAAUAAGAGUUAUGCCUUCCAGUUUUUUUGUGCUACUGAGGUUUUUCUUGCGAGUUGAUGGGGUUCUUAUCAGGAUGAAUGACACAAGGCUUCACCAUGAGGCUGACAAGUCCUACAUGUUGCGAGAAUAUACAUCCAGAGAAAGCAAAAUAUCAAGUUUAAAGCACGUCCCACCUUCCCUGUUCACGGAACCUAACGAGAUCUCUCAGUACCUACCCAUAAAGGAGACAAUCUGUGAAAAACUAGAAUUCCCAGAGAAGCUGGAGCCUAAACCAGAAGCAUCACUGGAAACCAUGUGUGUUAAGUCUAAAUAAAUGUGACUUUAUAUGGACUUGAAGUAGACUGGAGAUGUGAUCACAUAACUGUUGCCAUGGGGGGAGGUUUCACUACAAGUGGAAUAAAGAAUUUGGCUAAUUUUUCUGUAGCCCUGAGAGAAAACAUUUCAAGCAGGUUUUGCUAACCGUGUUUUUUGUUUAUUUUUUUAACCUGUAUCUGGAGUUAAUGAUAGACUGGUGGUGAGCUAUAGUUUUCAAUGGCACUGGAGAAAGACUCUGAUGAUUAAGAGUCUGGGUUCUGUUUAGUUCACCAGUUAGGCAGCAGUAUUGUCUGGACCCUCCACCACAAACACUUCUAUGAAGAUUUUGUUAUUGCUGCUUCAGAUAUUAAGAGACUACUGGAGUCAUGAAAUUGGCAUGAUUUUAUUGAGAAAUCAUCCACAGUAAAAAAAAUAAACAAAUUUCCUCCAUUUAUUUUGAGCUGUUGGUCCUAAACUACACAUUUUGCUUGGCUUCCUCUACUGUGAGCUGAUAAUCAACUAAGUUACAUUUUGGAGUCUCUGAUGCAGACUCUAACUUAAGAAUAUUAAUUUCAUCUGAAGAAAGGUUUAAGGAGAAAAAAAGAUCACACUUGUUUGACACUAUAUAAAGGUAAAAUUACCUUGUUUGUGCGGCAUUAACUCCAGAGCAGGAGAAAAGCUGGAGGUUGAGACACACACGCUUGUAAGUCUCUUCACAAAUACUAGUUGAAUCUGAUGCCAGCCCGAUUUCUCUAGACAGUUCUGGAGACUAUUGCUUGAGGUCUGUAUGCUGCUACAGUCCUGUACUGUAUUGGAAAUGCUUUGUACUGUCCUGACCUUCUGUUGGUGCACAUGUGUGAUGGUUAUGCUGCCCUGACAGUCAAAUUACUCAAUUUCAGAGUAGCUUGAAGCUGGGGAAGAGAGGGGUGUUUAGUCUCUACUCCCUAAAGGAUGCUGGUAUUUGCAGUUUGAGAACCAAGAUCCUAUAUAGCCAUAAAAGGAUGCUAACAUGUAUUCCAGAUACAUUGUUUGGAUUUAUUUUUACAGUUCUUUACAUUCUGCUAUUAAUAGAAGUGUGAUUAUGUGUAUAGUCAUGGUUUUAACUCAACACUUUGUAGCUUAAACUUUCAGUUCUUGUAUUGCUUUUGAAAAUCCCAAAUUAUGUUAAUGGUUUGUCCUAAGAAUGGGGGAGCUACACAGACUUGACUUCAAGUUUCCUGCUCAACAGUCAGUGAAGUGCAGGAAGCAAAUGACUGUAGUGAAAAGCAGGCCUUGUGGUUUAAGGUGAUGGCAGAUAGGAAUGGGUACACGUUCUAAUUUCUUGGAGUUUUUGUUUAAAAGUGUUCAUACUUUACACUGCAUGGCUUAAUAGAAACAAGCUAUCUCAAAACCCUGGUAUUUAAUUGGGUCUUUUGAGAAAUGGUAUUCACUUAGAGAAGACCCUGGGGUUUUUAGAAAAAAAGUCUACUGCCAUCUAAGUGACUGUUUUAUUAA